Molecule: messenger RNA, 551 nt
Organism: Stomoxys calcitrans (stable fly)
Lineage: Eukaryota; Metazoa; Arthropoda; Insecta; Diptera; Muscidae
Exons: 2
Coding region: 6-551 (181 amino acids)
Source: RefSeq, a predicted model, not a curated record
UCAAUAUGCCGCAGUCGAGUAUAAAAGUCAGCUCCAUUGUUUCGUUCAGUAUCAGUUACUUACACUGCAUUCCAAAGAAAAACAUUACAUUGGACAAAAUGAAAGUCUUCGCUUGCUUGGCUCUCUUCCUUGCUGCUGCUAGCGCUUCAGUAAUUUCUUAUGGAUUAGGCGACUCAUAUUCGUCAUAUGGUGAUCACGUAACGCGUGAAGUUGUGGCUCCCGUCAGGACCGUUCACCAUACUACACACAAUGUGGUUUCGCCCGUUACUCAUCAUCAUGUUAGCCAUGUUGACCAAGUCGCUCCAGUACAUCGUGUACAUCACGAAGUAACUCAUGUUCGUCCUGUUCACCAUGUUACCCAUGAACGCCAUGUGACCCACGAAGCUCCUAUCACUGUCACCCACGAAGUGGCCCAUGUUCCAGUUACACAGCUUGUUACACACGAUGUCGCCCAUGUCACUCAUGAUUAUGGCCGUUCAGAUUGGUCUGGUUCUGGUUUAUCAGGCCUGUCUGGAUUAUCUGGAUUAUCUGGUUUGUGGAAGAAGAAAUAG